UAGCGACGCUAGCAUCUUCCAUUUUCCUCUUCUGGAGCCGGAGAAGCUUUUUCCUCUGAAAGCAGCUGUAGCUAAAGACUGAAGACUGAACAUAAAAAAUGGGCGAAAUCUUGUACGAUCUCGAACAAGCUCUCAGGUCCAAAAAGGAGAAAAUAAGGCCUGAAGAGGAAAACUUUUUCCGAGCUUGCAAGUCCGAUGCCUCUCGGUUUUUUAGGUUUAACGCUCUUGCUGCCGGCUGCCUUACGUUUUCAGCAACAGGGCGACUGAAUUUGCUUUCUCAAAUCAGCCUUUCAGGAGGAGCUGCAGCUUUAUUUGGGUUGUGGAGGUUUGGUCGGCACCUUGAUUCAUGUGUUGAUCGUGUUCUUGCACACACUGGAGAUCGAAUGCAGUUUGAGUUGGCAAAUAUAAUAUUAACAAAGUACCGGCAUGAUCCUUGGAGAAUGCAGCUUAUCUCUAAGCAUUUCUUUCCUGAAGAAGUUUUUGAUGAUACAAACCCAGAUCAGCCAAAACUACUGUGGCGGUAUCGAACUCUCUUUAAUGAUGUUAUUCGUGGUCAAAGUGCACACGAGAGUGACUCUCCCAGCUACUCCAAAAGUGACUCCAACAGCAACAACCAUGGUGACUCACACAAAAACCACACGAAUUCCUACAACAGAAUGCACAGUGACCCCCGUAAUGACUCUGACGGCAAAAGAACUAAUUCCGAGUCCAAAGAAGUUCCUGGGAACCCUGGAAUUGAUCUGAUGGAUAAUCCUUUUGAUUGCGUUUUCGGUAAUCUGGCUCUAAGGGAGGAGGUUCGUCUCCCUAAUACCUCAAGCAUACCCCCUGGAACACAUACUCGUGGCCAUAAGAGAUCUAACCGGAGGCGACGAAUGCGCCAUCAGGAUGUCCCCAUAAAUCCUCAACAUAUGGGAUAAUCAAGAGAAGAAAGAUAAAAAAAAAAGGAAACUAUUAAUUGUGAUUAUGAGAAGGUCUAUUUGAGAGUUUGAAGUUUGGCAAUGUGAAUUGUGUAGGAAUGUAUUGAAGUUGGGGGAUUUAUGGCCAUUUCGUUUUGAUAACUAUUUUCCCCAGUAACGUCCCUCGAUUUUUAGUUUUUAUAGAUAAAAAGGCCAUUGGUUAUUUGUAUUAUCUGAAAUUGUAGAUUUCAAGCUAAUAAAAGUCUGCCAAAAUCAAGACUGC
Messenger RNA from Juglans regia (Persian walnut), 1179 nucleotides. RefSeq lists its product as uncharacterized. NCBI's taxonomy places the organism in Eukaryota, Viridiplantae, Streptophyta, Magnoliopsida, Fagales, Juglandaceae. Bases 99 to 917 code for a protein of 272 amino acids. The transcript has 6 exons. The record is from RefSeq and is a predicted model, not a curated record.